This is a messenger RNA of Symbiodinium sp. CCMP2456, 2679 nucleotides long. Lineage: Eukaryota; Dinophyceae; Suessiales; Symbiodiniaceae. The record is from the annotation of a GenBank genome assembly.
AUGCCGGCUGUACUUGGAGAUUCUGACGAGCAUUCUGACACUGUCUGUUCCUUUUGCCAAGGCUGCCACAACGGCCGGGUCAAGCCCGACAAGAAGCAGCGGGCCACCGUGAAGUCCAUGAGUGAAACACAGCUUCUCGACUUGCUCUUGGCGCAACUCUCCAUGCGUGCUCAAGAUGCAGGUCGUUUCGACACCCUCUUCCCGGUCCUGCAGGCGAUCCACCGUCGUCUGGCAGUCUCAUCGACAGGCGAGUCCCAUAUAUCCGGUGCAUCGUUGCGCAACUUGGAGAAGGUGAUGUCAAAGAUGAGCUGCCAGCAGAUGAUCUUCUUCGCCAAAAAGAACCCGCAAGCGGACCCUGGCCUUCUACAGUCGGUGAUGGACCAGCUGACAGGCCGCGCGAAGUCGCCCGUGAGCUUUCCUGGCUCCUCCGACGUCUUUGUUCGGCGGACAGCAGGGACUGCACUAGACGACACCAUAGGUGCCGGAGCCGUCGCUAUUCGACCUCUGACUGCUGGUGAGCUUUUGGCUGAAGAGGAACCGCUCCUGCAGUGGUCUGGUGAAGAUCAGGAGCAGUUGCAGCAGCUUUUUGAUGCGCUGCCGCUUCACAAGCAGAGUGCAAUGAUGGACUUGCAGGACAGCUUUGCACAGAACGACUCAGAGAAAACGCUGCUCGGCGUAGCUUGCACAAAUGCCUUCAACUUCCAAAACGAAGAGGAUGAGCGUUGCUUGUAUCUGGAGAUCAGCCGCUUCAACCAUUCCUGCCGCCCGAAUUGUGAAGGAAGCUGGGACGAUCGGCUAGGCUUGCUGCAAGUCUACGCUUGUGAGGAUAUCCCAUCAGGAGAUGAACUGUGUCUCUUCUACACAGAUGUUCGCAAACCACGGCAGCUGCGGCAGGAGAAACUGCAGACACUGGGCUUCACGUGCGCCUGUCCAGUGUGUCGUGCUGCAGAUCCUGCCAGCGACCGGCGCCGCGAACGUCUCUGGCAGCUGGUCGAGGAGAUACCCAGCUGCGAGGAUCCCGAGCAGGCACUUGGCCUAAUUCGGGAAAGCUUUGAGCUCUCGGACGCGGAGGGCCUGAACAUCUCCUGCUUCCGGGAGGUAACAGCCUACCAGGCGUACACCACGUGCCUCUCCAUGGGAUGCACAGAGGAGGCUGGCGAGUGGGUUCAGCGAGCCUACGAGCGACUUGGCAGAGGCGAUGGGCCCAGCGCCUGCGCCAAAGUUGCGCACCCAGAGGGCCCCCGGGGCGCCAUGGGAGCGCCAAAGUUGCGCCGGCGAAAGGGCAGCAAAGGAGAAACGCUCCUGCACCCCUCGAGAAGAAGGGACUCAAGCCAGGAGAGAUGGUUGGCCUCCCUGGUGGUGCCAACUUUGCGAGACGAGGACCUGGAUCAGCGUUGUCUCUUCAAUGGCUACCAGGGAAGCGUCUACGAAGUUGAGCUUCAGGGUUCGGAUGGAAGGUGGCGCCCAUCUGUGAUGAAGCUGCCGCCCUUCAGCAAACCUUGCCUGAAGGAUUUCGUUCAACCGGAGAGCACGGCCAAGAUGCCGAGUACCGCUGAGCGGGACCAGCUCUGGCUUUGCAUACCCUGCAAAGACGACGGUGCCUAUUUCCAUCUCUGCAAUCGAUCCUCGGGAAUGCAGGUGUUGGAGAUUCGCGGAGGCGGCCCAGGGCACAACGCCGCCUCACUGAGGCUCUCGGAGUAUUCCGGUGGCGACCGGCAGAAAUGGAAGGUUGAUGACGAGAGCCGCAUCACAAGCAAGCUGGACUGCAUGCCGGGCGAUCAAGCCAUUCCGCUGAAGUUCUGCAUCGAUGUGGUGGGUGCACAGGAUGCAAACAGUGCAGCUGUGUGUGCCUACGCAGCUAACGGCGGUCGCAACCAGCAGUGGGAGCUGGAAGUCGUGGGCCAGGCCGGUCGCGCGCGCUUGGUGCGCAUUGUGUCCCAGAUGGAUGGCAGGCGGCUGCUCACCGUGGAGAAUGGGGACGAAAUGCGCAAAGACAUGAUCUUGGAGAUCGAAUAUCUGGCACGCUGGUCCGGCGAAGCGGGAUUGGUGCAGCUACAGAAAGUGGUCUGGAACAACGGUGUGCCGCAGGCGAUCGUAGAAGAGCGACUGGGCAAGCAGCUGGGGCGAGGCACAGGAGACGCGGAGAAGGCUUGUAUUUUGCAAGAUAUCCGACGCGGCCUCGUCCACUACACCCCUCAAAGGGCUGCGAGCAGCUUGCUACCUGUCGCCAACGUCCUUCGGCGAAUUCACAGCGACGGAUAUGUCUACAACGACAUGCACGACGGAAACAUUCUUCGACACAUGAACAACGACAGCUACAAGUUGAUCGACCUCGGCAGCGUUACCCGAGCCGAUCACUGGCUGAAGGAAAUUGGAAGCCUGUACGACUGUCGAUGGAGUCGCAAUCGUGACUGGCGUGCGUUUGCACUGGCUUUCCUGGGACUGAUUUUGAAUGGCAGGCAGUUGGACGUUUGGGUCCUUGUGGGCACGAACUCUUGCAUCAAAGCGAGCUCGGGACUGGAGUGCUCUUGGUCCUCACCGAGUGAUCAGGUGGCCUGGAUUCCGCAAGAUGUUGAGGACUUGCUCACCGAACAUCGUGGACUCUGGGGCGUGUCAGAGGAGCGAGGCAUUCGCCAGGUGCUUCUUGCGCUGUUCGCACCGUGCAGCUUGCCUGAGUGA